AUGGACUUCGACGGCUUCGCCCUCGACUUCAUCCGCGAGCACCUCCUUGACGGUGGUUGUGGCGGCGUCCCGGGGGAUAGCACCGGAGUUCCAGACGACGUCACCUUCCCCAUGCUGCAAACUCAACCCGAGUUCCAGUCCAUGUCGACGUUAUUCUUGCCGCCGCUGCGGCAGCAAGGGUAUGCACACCUGACGCACGAGCACGAGGGCGCUGCCCUGGCUGCCGAUGCGGCGGCGUCCCGGGCGCAGCAUCAUGAGGUUCCGGCUACGGUGAUGAUUAAGUUUGGGAGCGAGCCGUCGUCCCCCGUGAGGCCGGCGCUGACCAUCACCGUGCCGCCGAGCCCGUACGCGUGGGCGAAGUCCGUCGUCACCGCGCCCGUGCCGGCGGCGGCCGCGGCCGUUGACAACGACUUCCGCAAGUACCGCGGCGUGCGGCAGCGCCCCUGGGGCAAGUACGCGGCGGAGAUCCGCGACCCGAAGCGCCGGGGAUCGCGCGUGUGGCUCGGCACGUACGACACGCCCAUCGAGGCCGCGCGCGCCUACGACCGCGCCGCGUUCCGCAUGCGCGGCGCCAAGGCCAUCCUCAACUUUCCUAACGAGGUGGGCACCCGCGAAGCCGACCUGUGGGCGCCGCCGCAGCCUCCGUCGGCUGCGACGCAGGCCGCCCCGGCGAACAAACGGAAGCGUCUGCAGGAGGAACGCGACGUCGAGGUGCUCGCGGUGAUCAACAAGGUGGUGAAGAUCGAGAUGCCGUCGUCGUCGUCCACACGGUCCACCUCGCCGUCAUCCAUGUCGACACGCGAGACCACAGCGAGCGCGUCCUCGACGGUGACGUCGACAACGACGGAGGCGGCGGGCGCAGGCGCUGAUUGGCUCCCCGUGACGCCGUCCAGCGGGAGCUGGGAUCAGUACUGGGAGGCGUUGCUCGGCGGGCUGCCGCCGCUGUCGCCGCACCCGGCGAUGGGGUUUCCGCAGCUCACUGUUAACUGAGAUGCUAAGAAAUCGGAUAGGCAAGGGUCGGACACUCGGACCUACAAUUCUUUUGGAUUGCCAAGGAAAUCGGUUACUUUCCUUCAAAUCCAAGAGGGUCAUUGGGCCUAAUCCUCCAGCGCCUAAACAAGCCAACCUGCGCGAUAAAAUAAUUGACAGGGAACAGACAUGACGUGGAAAACAGUAUUUGAUUUUGUGAAAAAGCUGAUAUACAGAGGUACCUGUGUAGAUUGUUCGAUGCUUGUGUAAAAAAUAAGCAUCAGGAUGUGGCGUUCGAUAUGACCUACCAGCGUCCAACUUGCAAGUCCAAUUUGUUUAUGAGCUCAUGUAAGAAACUUAUUUAUUGUUUUGUAUUCUGUUGUC
This is a messenger RNA of Panicum virgatum (switchgrass), 1353 nucleotides long. Its product is annotated as ethylene-responsive transcription factor 6-like. Lineage: Eukaryota; Viridiplantae; Streptophyta; Magnoliopsida; Poales; Poaceae. The coding region runs from base 1 to 990 and encodes 329 amino acids. Gene Ontology annotation, molecular function: DNA-binding transcription factor activity; DNA binding. Gene Ontology annotation, biological process: ethylene-activated signaling pathway; regulation of DNA-templated transcription. The record is from RefSeq and is a predicted model, not a curated record. The transcript has a single exon.